AUGGAUUUAGAUUUGGUUCUCUCCCAUGAUGCUGGGAAUCAAGCAUUCCCAAAUCAACUUGACGGCCAGAACAAAAAUAUUAAAGACAGCUUGGAAUCUCCAAAGAAAACAUUUCUUUCUUGCAUUGGUGUCCAUGAACUCCUUUCACCAGAGACGUGGAAAGCAGCAAUUACAGAGCUAGUAUCAACAGCUUGUCUGUUGUUCACACUAAUCACAAUGGUAACAGCAUGCUUGGAAUCACAUGUAGCAGAGCCGAAACUCCUAGUUCCAGUGGUAGUCUUCUCUACAAUCUUCCUCUUGCUUGUGGUGACAAUUCCUGUAUCUGGGGGUCACAUGAACCCAACUCUCACAUUUAUCUUUGCCUUGAAGGGUGUAAUAACUUUUGUUCGAGCUUUGGUCUACAUCUUGGCUCAAUGUUUAGGGUCAACAAUGGCAUAUCUUAUAGUGAAGAGAGUGAUGAACCCUAAAAUAGCAGAAAAGUAUUCCUUAGGUGGCUGCGGUAUAGGUGGAAAUGGAGAAGGAAUAAGUGCAGGAACUGCACUGGCAAUAGAAUUUGUUGGCUACGGUGGUGCGCGGCUGAACCCAGCAAGGUGCAUCGGCCCAGCAGUAUUGGUUGGUGGAUCAUUGUGGGAGAGCCUUUGGGUUUUCUGGGAAACUGAUUGUUUUGGGUUGAUACUAAUCCACAAUCCAACUUGUAUCAAAAAUUUGGUUUGCACUGUCUAG
Messenger RNA from Hevea brasiliensis (rubber tree), 723 nucleotides. RefSeq names its product aquaporin PIP2-7-like. Gene Ontology annotation, molecular function: channel activity. The record is from RefSeq and is a predicted model, not a curated record. NCBI's taxonomy places the organism in Eukaryota, Viridiplantae, Streptophyta, Magnoliopsida, Malpighiales, Euphorbiaceae. The transcript has 4 exons. Gene Ontology annotation, cellular component: membrane. Gene Ontology annotation, biological process: transmembrane transport. The coding region runs from base 1 to 723 and encodes 240 amino acids.